GAGUCCGCAUUGUGUUUGGCGCCAAGUGUCGUUGCCCUGCCAGCCGGACUGUUUGCGCGACGACAUCGUUACUGCCACAUCUCUUAUAGCACCAAUCAGCCAACUGUCACAAUCAACACCAUCGCCUAAGGCGCAAUGCCUGCUGGCGCUGCGGCCUCCGAUGGGCCGACAGUAUCACUCUCGUUUGCAAACAACUUCUGGGGCAAGGACGAUGCUGGAGUUAACCCUCUCCUUGAGCGCAUGCAAAAUGCGAAAGUCACCGGCGAUGAAUUGAAAGCCUUCUACACCGCGCGAGCGCAGAUCGAAGAAGAAUAUGCUCGAAAACUGCUUAACCUCGCGCGCAAGCCGCUGGGAUCAAGCGAAGCAGGUACACUUCGUAUGUCUCUCGAUGUUGUCCGGGGCGAGUUGGAGACUAUGGGAAAAGAGCAUCAGAACAUUGCCGGCAAGAUGAAGAGCGAGCUGGAGGAGCCUCUUGCAGCCUUCCAUGGCGGUAUGAAGGAGCGCAGAAAAAUUGUACAGGCCGGUAUCGAGAAGCUGCUCAAGGUCAAGACGCAGCAAACGACGACAGUCAACAAGGCGCGCGACCGCUUCGAGCAGGAUUGCUUGAAGAUCAAGGGCUAUCUUGCGCAAGGCCACAUGGUGAUGGGCCAAGAAGAACGCAAGAACAAGGCCAAGCUCGAAAAGACACAGAUCCAGAUGUCUGCAAACAGCAACGAGUACGAGCUGGCGGUCAAAGUGCUUGAAGAGACUACCGGCAAAUGGAACCGUGAGUGGAAGGCCGCUUGCGACAAAUUCCAGGAUCUGGAGGAGGAGCGCAUUGAUUACUUCAAGAGUAGCCUGUGGAACUUCGCCAACAUCGCUUCGACGGUCUGCGUCAGUGACGAUGCGUCUUGCGAGAAGGUCCGCUUGUCCCUCGAAGACUGCGAGGUUGAGAAGGACAUCAUGAACUUCAUUAAGGAGCGCGGUACCGGCCAAGAAAUACCAGAUCCGCCCAAGUACAUCAACUUCUGUCGCGGCGAUGCGGAUGACGCGAUGUCAAAGGCUGGGUCAGAGGACGGGGACUACUCGGUCGCUCAAUUCCAACGCACGAUCAACCCAGCCUUCAGGACAUCGUCGCCACAGCCCAGUACUUUCGAGUCGCACCAUGACCCGGACUCCAGCUUGCGGGACGAUAUGGGCAUUCCUGGUCGCUCGUCCUUACAGGGUGACGAGUCGUUCAAUGGUCGCAGCUCGCAUGGCAGUGCCGCGCCUCCGCCACUGGCUCCAAGUCAAGCUUCAGCGGCGCCGGAUCCGUACGCGAACCCAUCUCAAGUUCCACAUAAUCCGUAUCCGGCAGACGGUAUGACACAGUUCUGUCGUAUGGGUCCGCCUUCCGAACGUAGUUCAAUCCCGUCGCCAACGCGUCCCGCCAGUCGUGACAGUCAAGAUCAUAGCGACUACUCUGCACCAACCUCCUUCUCCAGCAUGGAGCCUACCAGCGGCCAGCAGUCGCCGAUCAAGCAGUACAAUGGCUCGAACAUUUCUGGCGUAUCCUCAAGUGCGGAUGAAAUGCAGGUGCAGAAGAAGCAGACCGGUUUCUUCAAGUCGCAUAGUCCGUUCCGCCGGCGCAGCAAUAAGAGCAAGGAGCCGAUACAGCCUACCAUGGCCGCUCCUAGUCAUCGCAACACAUGGACGCCAGCUACUGUCCGAGAUACACCUCAGACGAGCCCAAUUAAGCCUUUUGGAGUUGGCAACAGAGCAAGCACAUGGCAACAGAAGCAGGCUUCACCGACUCCGGAUCCGGAUCCUGCUGACCCCCGUGCUGAGUACCAGCUGGGAAUCGGCAACAAUGUGUUCGACGUUGCGUCACCGGACAAGCGUAGCAAGCCGUCAUCGAAGAACGACGCGCAGCAAGAGCUCGACCCGAUCGCACAAGCACUCGCGGAGCUCAAGGGUGUCGCCAAGCAAGCUUCUGUGCGCCAGUCUGCAGACCGCCAUUACGGCAUGGCGACUCCAGCGCCCGGUACGCCUGGCUUUGAUAGCAGAGGUAUGCCCGCGGGUGCUGUACCCACGCCCUUUGCGAACCGAAGCAACGGCGCUACACCACCGCCAGCGUAUGACAGUCCGGUCGUUAGUCGACUCGGCGCACCGCAGCCGGCUCAUACAAGUAAGGAGAUGCAGAGGACGACCGAGCGCUUUGUAAACCAGAAGCGCGACAUGUUCAACUCUGGGGUUGCCACGAGGCCUGGCAGUACACUUGGACGCGGACAGGAGGCGCCUCGUGCAGCUUCGCCGCAGCCACUGCGUGCAACUAGCCCAAGACCCUUGAUCAACAACGACCAGCGCCAGCAGUCUUACCGAGCUCCGUCCCCCAACCCGUACGCCGGUCAGUCAGCAGCCCGGCCGCGAGCGCAGUCUACAAGCCCGAUCAAGCCGCAGCCGAACUAUGGUGGAUACAAUUCCCGCGGCGGGUCGCCAGGCUAUCAGAUGCCGCGUGCUGCCUCGCCUAACCCGGCUUACGUCCGUCCUGCAGGCAAUGCGGUAAACGGAGGGAGUAGCAGACCUACGAGCAGUCGCGGUUCUGACCACGGAGGUGGAGGCGCCAUGGUCCUUGCUCCGGCUGGCAACCAAGAUCCGUACGCCACUCAGCGUCCUGCUCCCAGAACCCAGGGUCAAUUCUCCUACGAAGGCGGUCAAAGCACACAGCAGCUCGCAUCCAGAAACCGGGCCCAGAGCGUUGGUACGCAGAGGCAAUGCACCAGAGACGGCAAGCCUAUUCUUCACUAUGGUAAGUCUUGCAGCACAUGAACCCAUAUUUUCCAGUCACUAACAGCUUUGUAGCGCGGGCCA
Baudoinia panamericana UAMH 10762 is the source of this 2829-nucleotide messenger RNA. RefSeq lists its product as uncharacterized. Gene Ontology annotation, molecular function: phospholipid binding. The record is from RefSeq and is a predicted model, not a curated record. The transcript is spliced from 3 exons. Gene Ontology annotation, cellular component: cytoplasm; cytoplasmic side of plasma membrane; mitotic actomyosin contractile ring, proximal layer. Gene Ontology annotation, biological process: cytoskeleton organization. NCBI's taxonomy places the organism in Eukaryota, Fungi, Ascomycota, Dothideomycetes, Mycosphaerellales, Teratosphaeriaceae. The coding region runs from base 136 to 2787 and encodes 883 amino acids.